Molecule: messenger RNA, 1563 nt
Organism: Spodoptera littoralis (African cotton leafworm)
Lineage: Eukaryota; Metazoa; Arthropoda; Insecta; Lepidoptera; Noctuidae
Source: the annotation of a GenBank genome assembly
AUGAUUAUCCUCCUAGUCUGGUUGGCAGUCCUCAUCGCCGUGAUAACGCUGUACUUCCGAAGACUAUACUCCUCCUUCAGCCGCCAUGGCAUCAAGCACAUCAAGCCAGUCCCGAUCCUUGGCAACAUGUCCAAGGUCGUGUUACGCGCAGAACAUGUUAGUGAUGGACUCACAACGGUUUACAACAUGUUCCCUGAGUUCGUUGGCAGAUAUGAGUUCAUCAAGGAGUUGAUUGUGGUUCGUGACCUCGAGCUGGUUAAGAAGAUGACUGUGAAAGACUUCGAAUACUUCCUCGACCACCGCCCCUUGUUGGGCAACAGCGAGUCUUACUUCUCUAGAAACCUGUUCUCUUUAAGAGGUCAAGAAUGGAAGGAUAUGCGCUCCACGUUGAGUCCAGCGUUCACAAGCUCUAAGAUGCGUCUAAUGGUGCCUUUCAUGGUGGAAGUCGGCAAACAGAUGAUGCAAUCGCUUCAUAAAAUUAUAAAAGAAUCUAAGAAUGGCUCUGUAGACUUAGAAUGCAAAGACCUGACGACCCGCUACGCUAACGAUGUGAUUGCCUCCUGUGCCUUUGGUCUGAAAGUGGAUUCACACAAUGACAAAAACAACAGUUUCUACGCGCUGGGGAAGGAGACUUCCACAUUUAAUUUUCCUCAGAUAAUCAAGGCCUUUAUGCUGGCUAACACGCCAGAAAUAGCUAAGUUUUUAAAGUUGGAUUUCUUAUCGGAGUCAUCAAAAGAGGCUUUCAAAAGACUGGUGCUCGAUACGAUGCAAAACCGAGAGUUGAAGAAUAUUAUCAGACCCGACAUGAUUCACUUGUUGAUGGAAGCAAAGAAAGGCAAACUAACUCAUGAAGAUAUCAAAUCCAAUGAUGUGGCUGCUGGAUUUGCUACUGUUACGGAUCGCUUAUGGACUGAUGAGGACCUCGUGGCUCAAGCAGUGCUAUUCUUCAUUGCCGGUUUUGAAACAGUUUCAUCAGGAAUGUCAUUCCUACUCCAUGAGCUUGCCAUGAAUCCUGAUGUGCAGGAGCGGCUGGCACAGGAGAUAAAAGAAAAUGACGCUAAGAAUGGCGGCAAGUUCGACUUCAACUCCAUACAGAACAUGGUCUAUAUGGAUAUGGUGGUGUCAGAGGUCCUUCGACUUUGGCCACCUGCUGUUGCUCUUGACAGAAUUUGUACUAAAGACUAUAAUAUGGGUAAACCCAACCCGAAAGCGGAGAAAGAUUACAUUAUACGCAAAGGAACUGGAGUCUGGAUACCAGCGUUCACCAUUCACCGCGAUCCUGAGCACUUCCCUAACCCUUUGAAGUUCGACCCUGAGCGGUUCUCAGAAGAAAACAGACACACCAUCAAUCCACUCGCGUACAUGCCCUUCGGUGUUGGACCUAGGAAUUGCAUUGGAUCAAGAUUUGCGCUGUGUGAGAUUAAGGUGAUGACAUAUCAGAUCCUCAGAGAAAUGGAAGUGUCCCCUUGUGAGAAGACCUGCAUACCGGCGAAGUUGUCCAACGAAACUUUCAAUCUCAGGCUACAAGGAGGACACUGGCUCAAGUUCAGACCGAGGACUUAG